AUGGAGCGACGCUUUGAGGAAGAACGUAAUCAAAACAAUCCCAUGGAACCCGAAAAUCGUGGUAAGCAUUCAAACGAAGUCGGAGAUGCACUGAAACCUAAGUCCGACCGGAUUUCAUUUAAAACUUUCAGAAGCUGUGGUGCUAUAGAAUAUGCAGGGCAAUCAGAUCUCGAAAUGGCGAUGCAAUGGAUCCAGAACACGGAAAAGGUGUUCCGAAUUACCGAGGUACUUGAUAGUGAUAAAGUAAAAUAUGCAUCUGCGAUGCUCAUAGAGCGAGCCCUGGUGUGGUGGAAUGCCACGUAUGAGUCUUUAGACGCGACGACACGUAACAGUUUGACGUGGGACGAAUUUCAGAAAAAGUUCUUUGAACAAUAUUGCCCUGUUGACCUACAAAGGCGUCUUGAAAAGGAUUUAUUGGAUCUGAAGCAAGGUAAGAUGACUAUACUUGAUUAUGAAACUGAAUUCAACAAGAAGGAACGAUUCGCACAACGAUUCCUGAGCUCCGAACAGGAUAAGAUCGAACAUUUCAUUGGAGGACUACGGAAGGAGAUUCGAAGUUUUGUGGUGAGUCGUGAUGGUUCUAGUUUUAGCAAGAUAGUCGAAUACGCUCGAUGUUGUGAGUAUGAAUUAUCCAUUCCUGAUAAAAAUGAACCGAUGUCGAAACGUCCACGAACUGAGAGGAUGAUGUCUACCCCAACACAACGGUUCUCUCGAUUUUCCAACCAGAGGAGAAUUCAAUCUCAGAGUACCCCACGUGUAUCCUCUCAGGCAUUUAGCCUUCAGUCGAGCACACCAAGAGACUGUCGGAGGUGCGGAAAGACACACAAAGGCCGGUGUGAUACGGAUAGAUCUGUCAUUAAAUGUUUUUGUUGCGGUGAAGCGGGUCACGUUAGGAUGAAUUAUCCCAGAGAGAUCUUGCAUGCUUUUCCUGCAGAGUGUUAG
Molecule: messenger RNA, 942 nt
Organism: Cynara cardunculus var. scolymus (artichoke)
Lineage: Eukaryota; Viridiplantae; Streptophyta; Magnoliopsida; Asterales; Asteraceae
Exons: 1
Coding region: 1-942 (313 amino acids)
Source: RefSeq, a predicted model, not a curated record